AAUUAUAAACAGCAUGGCGCAAAACAACGGACCUCCGGGACCGCCAAAUCCUAUGAUGAGGCCUCCACCUUACGGGAUGCCUCCCGGAGCGAACUUCAUGCCCCCACCCAUGGGAGCUCCAGACAUGCCAGCUCCUCCUAUGAUGGGAGGGCCCCCUGGUUUCCAGCCUCCAGCAGGAAAUAUUCCACCCCCUCACUACCCUCCCCCUGGGGGUAUGCCACCUAUGGGGAUGCCUCCAGCCUUUCCCACCCCAGGAGGCAGUAACCCACAGGUCCAGUCUGUUUCUCAGUCCAACUCUGCCUCAAAUUCACCGCUAGGAGACAAACAGGAUAAGAAGGUAUGGACGGAACACAAGGCCCCUGAUGGUCGCACGUACUACUACAAUCACAUCAGCAAGCAGUCCAGCUGGGAAAAACCAGACGACCUGAAAUCCAAGGCAGAGCUGAUGCUGUCUAACUGCCCUUGGAAGGAGUACAAGUCAGACUCGGGCAAGAUCUACUUCCACAACUCACAGACCAAGGAAUCCCGCUGGACCAAGCCCAAGGAACUGGAAGAGUUAGAGGAAAUGGUGGCCAAGAAGACACAAGAAGGUGCAUUAAGCAGCACAGAUCCCGGUCCAGUGAUUGCAGCACCCCCUACCACAGUAGCACCGCCCCCUGCAGGCAGCAUCACGUUACCGCAGCAACCAGCCAAACCAUCGUCCGCCAUUCAGGCUGCCAUGCAGGCAACACUGGCCUCAAUCAAGUUACCACCCCCCACUCCUACAGCCAAGAUGGAGAAAGAGAUGAAAGAAAUCAGUGAUGAAGAAGAAGAAAAGCCGAAAAAAGAGGUUGUCCCACUUGUGUUCAAAAAUAAAAAAGAGGCGAUGGACGCCUUCAAAAGUCUGCUGAAGGAGAAGGGUGUGUCCUCCACAGCGAGCUGGGAGCAAGCGCUUAAGCUGAUAGUGAACGACCCUCGAUACGGGGCGCUCAAACAGCUCAAUGAGCGGAAGCAAGCUUUUAAUGAGUACAAAACUAAAAGAGCCAAGGAGGAAAAGGAGGAACAAAGAUUAAGAGCAAAACAAGCAAAAGAAGACUUGGAGCAUUUCUUGUUGCAUGCAGACAAAAUGAAUUCAAGUGUCAAGUAUUGGAAAGCUGACGACCUGUUUGGAGACCAGGAUGUGUGGCGACGAGUUGACGAUCGGGAUCGGCGGGAAAUCUUUGACGACGUUGUGCACAUGCUGGCCAAGAAAGAAAAAGAGGAAUCAAAAUCUUUGAGAAAGAGGAACACCAAGGUGUUUACGGAGAUUCUGGACAGCAUGCCGAGUCUGACCCACUGUACUACAUGGUCGGAGGCCUCACAGAUGCUGCUGGACAACCCUAGGUUUACGGAGGACCCCGAUCUACACAAUAUGGACAAAGAGGACGCACUCAUAUGUUUCGAGGAACACAUUCGACUGUUGGAGCAAGAAAACGAUGAUGAGAAAGAGAGAGAGCGACGGAGAGUGAAACGACAGCAGAGGAAAAACAGGGAGGGAUUCCUGGUUCUACUAGAUGAGCUUCAUGAGCAGGCAAAGCUGAACUCCAUGUCGCUGUGGAUGGACCUCUACAGAAUCAUCAGUCAGGAUGUCCGCUUCACCAACAUGUUGGGACAGCCAGGAUCCACACCCCUGGACCUCUUUAAGUUUUAUGUUGAGGAUCUGAAGGCUAGGUUUCAUGAUGAAAAAAAAAUUGUGAAAGAAAUUCUGAAGGAGAAGGGAUUUAUGGUAGAAGUAAGCACAGUGUUUGAGGACUUCGCCUCACAGAUUGCUUCAGACAGAAGGGCCUCCGGUCUGGAUACAGGGAACAUUAAACUCACCUUUAACAGUCUUAUAGAAAAAGCAGAAGCAAGGGAGAAAGAGAGAUUGAAAGAGGAGGCUAGGAAGCUGCGCAAGUUGGAGAGUCAGUUUAGAACAGCCUUAAAGCAAAUCAACCCCCCGAUUGAGCCUGACUCUAAGUGGGAUGAUGUGAAAGAAAAGCUAGAGAAGGACCCAGUGUUUGAGGUGAUCACUCUGGAGUCGGAGAGGAUCCGACUGUUCAAGGAGUACCAGGCUGUGUUAGAAGAUGCCUGCAGUCAUCACCACGCCAAGCGGAAGAAGAGGAAGCAGAAACACAAGAGGUCCAGAUCACGAUCUGGGAGUGAAUCAGACAAUGAAACAGCUUCAGUCAGAUCCUCUUCCAAACACAAGUCAAAGAAGAAGAAGAAAACUCGCUCUGAAUCUCGCUCACGGUCUCCUAGCAACAUACCAGACUCAGAUCAUGAGGAUCGUGAGCGAGAGAAGAAAAAGCGCAGCCAUCCAGAGUCAGACCAGGAGGAGAGAGAGAAGAAGAAACACAAGAAGAAAUCCAAGAAAAAGAAGCAUGUUUCUCAUAGCGCAUCUAGUGCCAGUGAAGAUGAAGAGAAGCAGAAAAGUUCCAGCCAAAGUAAACCUAAAAAACGCAAGAAAAACAAGGGUGGAGAUAAUGGCUCCUCAGACAGUGACCUCAGUGAGGGAGAGUUAGAGAGGAGAAGGAACCAACUUCUACAACAGCUCGAGGCAGAUCAGUAAAACAUACAGGGGUGGAUCCAAGAAAAAACAGAGUGGAUCAAUGAAUUUAUAGUAAAAUGUAUAGGAGUGGAUCAAAGAAAAAGACAUAUUGGAUCAAUGAACUUAAAGAAAAAUGUACAGGGGUGGAUCAAAGAAAAAGACACAAGUGAAUUAGUGGAAAAAAAACAAGAUCAAUGAUCAAUGAAUUUACAGCAGUAGCUUCCUGUACAGUUGUGAUGAUGAGUCAAUAAAAUGAAAUGGAAAAUAUAGGAUGUUAUUAAUAAAGAAAAUUUCUGCAUUAGAUCAACUGAGGACCGAAGUCUGGAUCCAUUAAAUGUACAGAGGAGAAGGUUACACAGAUUAAGGAGGGUCUGCCAUUAUGUUAUCACAUUCUGUAAGAUAACUCAAUUUCCUGUCAGGGAAAGGUUGUAGAUAAUAUUGAAAGAAAUUGGUUGAUAGGAAAAGAAUGUCUUUGUAAUAGAGUUGCUAAUAUCCUAUCGAUAUAUAGUGCAAGACAAUUUUUGUAUAUAAAAUUUCUAUUCUUUUAACUAAUGAAAUUGAGAUAUCAACUGCGUGCAUGUAUAUGUAUUAUUUUGAUGAUCAACAAUAAAAAUUAAAUGUGAAUAGUCAUCAUGCCACACAAAUGGUGUCAGGAUGAAAAUAUUUUUUGAAACCUAUGAUCAGUUUUUAAUGUGACUGAAGUUUUGUUUAUACAUGUACAUGUAUAUGUAUCAUAAAAUAUUUCAUGGACAUUUUGUUCAAUAUCAUUGUCAUUAUCAAAUAUCACUAAUAAUUCAUUGCAAUCAGAUCACACAUGCAAUGAAAUAAAAAAUUAAAAUACU
Molecule: messenger RNA, 3387 nt
Organism: Magallana angulata
Lineage: Eukaryota; Metazoa; Mollusca; Bivalvia; Ostreida; Ostreidae
Product: pre-mRNA-processing factor 40 homolog B-like
Exons: 24
Coding region: 14-2566 (850 amino acids)
Biological process (GO): mRNA cis splicing, via spliceosome
Cellular component (GO): U1 snRNP; U2-type prespliceosome
Molecular function (GO): protein binding; RNA binding
Source: RefSeq, a predicted model, not a curated record